AUGCCUGAGGCAAUGAUUGAGACAACUCCCAUUCUCCGCAAUGGUGGCCGCGGCAGAGGCCGUGGCCGCGGCAACUCCAAUGGCCGCAACACCAGCGCCAACAGGAACAACAACCAGCGCGAAGAUGAUGGCUCCCCCAGCAGGAAACGAACUGCCUUUGAUCCAUCCGCGAUCAACCCUCAGACAUACCGAUCCGAUGCAACACAAAAGGAAUCACGAGUGGCCCCACUGCAAGCCGCCCUGAAUUUCCUACAUGGCACCACUGCGACGCUCCAUGAGGCAUACCACCGUACCGUCAACAAAGUAGGAGAGGAAUUUAUCAAAGCCUUUGCGGCACACCAGCGCAACAAGGACACUCUCGACGGUAUGAUUGAUGGCAACAACCAAACCGGGGAAUUGACCCCGUCCCGGAUUCCGAAAUCAGUCGAUAUCAAAUUCGAACUGAAGGCUGGCAACCCAGCAAUGGAGAGCGAUGCGAGCUUCCAAGCUCUCCAACAAGAAUCCACACAAGCUGUUGAACUCUACAAACAAACCCAAGCAAAAAUUCUCAUUCGAAAGAAACAACUGGACGUCCAAUAUGCUCAAAAGGCCGUAGCCGAGUCCCUGGCUAGAGGCCUUCUGCCCAUUGCCAAUGGCCACAAGGUCAUCUGCGGCAGAGAGAAUCUCAAUGGCCAUGCAAUCGUCAACACCAUCCUGGAGGCACACCACGAGGUGUUGCUCAAACACACUGGCAUUGACCUAGCAGCAUUUAGAACAAUAUACAUUAACGUCCAAGGUCUUGCAACCCUGCCUGAUCCAUUACCAGUAGUUGACACUCAGCAACAGCCUCAGCCACCUGUGGCACCUGCUCAGCCAACAACACAUGCGCCUGUCCAGCCAGCAGAACCCCCGGCUCCCCACCUGCAGGGGCCCUACUCCAUCGACCAAUUGACUGCUGUCUCUAGCCACAGCGACCUCGAGGCCACCCAGGAACACAUCCAGCGAUGCCUAGCACGAGGCGCUAGUGCCGAAUCCUUUGAGGACUACAAUGAAGCCAAAGAGAGAGCACAGUCUCAGCUGGAACAAGACCAUGACGCAGCAAUUACCUAUAAAUUGGCAAUGGAAACAUAUCAACAUGCACUAGCACAGUACCAAGCUCAAUGGAAUCAACACCAGCAGGAGCUCCAGCAAUACCAGCAGGCCCUCCAGCAACACCAGCAGGCACUGCAGCAGUUCCAGCAGCAGAUACAACAAUAUCAGCAACAAGCCCAGCAGCCCUCCAUCCCAGAGUUGGCCAAGCUGGAGAGACUCAUCACAAGUGUCUUCUGCACACCCAUUGACAGUACCAGCACCAAUCCUCAAACAAUGUCAAGUCCCUUGCUCUCAAGAAGCUACACAAAGAGGCUUCACAACCAAGGCCACAGAGACACUGCAAUGGAGAUUGACAGUGAACCUGCCUCUGACUCCCAACAGAUCAAGGAUCUGGUCAAGAAAAUGCCCAGGGAGGCGCCUCCAGCAACAAAAAGAAAUCUCCCAACCAACAACAGUCCGCCAGAGGCGGCAGAACCCAACGAGGAAGGUCCCAGUCCGCCCCAAGAGGCAACCGCCCAAGAAGCCAAAGCAGAGGCCGCCAAGGCGGCCGCGGCGGCAGGGCAGGACGAGGAAGGGGAGGAAGAGCCGGAGGAAGAGGCAACGCUACCUCCAGAGGCUCCACAAGAUCGACCAGAGGCCGCUCCAGAAGCUCCUCUCCCAGCAGGAGGCAGAACUCCAACACCAGGAGAAGCAGGUCCUCCAGGCGAUCGACAAGGAGAUAGAGCUCACAUAUGGCUUCGUCUCAGACCCCGACCUCCAUCUACACGACAAUGUACAAAUUAG
Messenger RNA from Seminavis robusta, 1854 nucleotides. The record is from the annotation of a GenBank genome assembly. NCBI's taxonomy places the organism in Eukaryota, Bacillariophyta, Bacillariophyceae, Naviculales, Naviculaceae.